CCACAACAGUAGCAUACGAGAACACUCCCCUUUACUUUGCCUCUGGCCCCCCCAGAAAAGCCAUCUCACUUCUGCUGAUAUUUUGCUUCAAAUUCUGGACUCGUCCAUCCUUCUGCGCCCGUGAUUUUCUUUAUUGAUCCACAGGAGGAAAUCGACAUCUUUCUUCAGAAACCCAGCUUCUGUUGUGGUGUGUCCUGCUCUGCAGCACUGAUGAUGUGUGUGUGGGCCCGAGCAGCAGCUCUGUCUCUGGUGCUGCAACAGCUGGUGCUCACUGUCUCAGCUGAAGGGACCGUCUACGACCUGCUGGCGUCUCCGGACUGCCUGCCCGACCUGCUCCAAGGGAAGCUGAAGAGCAAAGGGCAGGACGAGGCUUUCCUCCUCUCCUCCUUCAGGCUCCACAACAAGGCCCCCACGUCUCUUUUCAGUGUCAUCAACCCCAAAGACAACACCAAGUACCUGGACUUCAGUGUGCAGGCCAAACUAAGCAAGGUCACCAUUCGUUACCUGAGGACCGACGGCAGAUUUGGCACAACCAGUUUCAACCACGCCUCCCUGGCAGACGGCAGAAUUCAUCAUGUGAUGCUACAUGCCAGGGGUCUGCAGCGUGGUCCACCUCGCCUCAACAUCUACAUAGACUGCACACUGGCGCACUCUCUGGAUGAUCUUCCAGCUGCGUUUGGGUCACUCCCGCCGGGUUCUAACAAGGUGGCUCUGAGGACGCUGCAGUCAAGUGGACAGAAUGAACUGACAGACUUCAAGCUGGUGACAGAGGACACCAUAGAGAACGUGGCCACUUUGCAGGACUGUAGUGUGGAGCACAGUGAAUCUGUGCAUGUGUUGGGUUUCCAGGGAGGCAGGGAGGAACAAAACCAGGCCACCAUGGAGGAGCUGAAGAGCAUGUUGACUGAGCUGAGGGAGAUGCUGCUCAAACAGAUUAAGGAGACAACUUUUCUGAGGAACACCAUCGCUGAGUGUCUUGCCUGUGGUCUUGGGGGUUCUCCAACCAACACUCGUCCACCUCCACCUCCACCUCCAGGUCCAGUGCAGGAUGUCAUGCAGCCUCGUCCUCUGACUCAGUGUCCACCUGGAACCUGUUUCAGACAGAACAUGUGCAUCCGCUCAGAGUUGGGGGAUUUCCACUGUGCCCCAUGUUCGGAUGGAUAUACAGGAGACGGGGUGCACUGUGAUGACGUAGAUGAGUGUCAGUUUAAGCCAUGUUUCCCUGGUGUCCGGUGUGUGAACACUGCUCCUGGUUUUCGCUGUGAGAGAUGCCCUGAGGGUUAUACUGGACCAGAGAUAAACGGAGUGGGAGUAUCCUAUGCUAAAUCACACAAACAGGUAUGUGAGGAUAUAGACGAGUGUCUGGGCCCACCUGAGAAUGGAGGUUGCACUACCAACUCCCACUGUCACAACACCAUGGGCUCCUUCCGCUGCGGCGAGUGUAAAACUGGGUUCACGGGUGACCAGGUGAAUGGUUGCCAGGGCACCAGGCUUUGCCCCAACGGUAAACCCAACCCCUGUGACGCCAACGCUGAGUGUGUUGUGCUGCGGGAUGGUAGCAUCAGCUGUGUGUGUGGCGUCGGCUGGGCAGGUAAUGGCUACGUGUGUGGAAAGGACACAGAUAUUGACGCAUAUCCUGACAUAAAGCUCCAGUGCAGAGACAACAACUGUAAGCAGGUACUCAUUCCUACACCCGCUCUCCUCUCAUGCACUUCAUUCAUUGUUAUAUUCAAACUUAACACUGCACACGUGUUCCCCCAGGACAACUGUGUGUUUGUGCCAAACUCUGGCCAAGAGGACGCAGACAGGGAUGGGGCGGGUGACGCCUGCGAUGAUGAUGCAGACAGCGAUGGCAUCAUUAACAUAGAUGACAACUGCUGGCUCGUUCCUAAUGUGGACCAGAGGAACAGCGACAACGAUGUCCAUGGUGACGCGUGUGACAACUGCAGAACUAUAGACAAUCCCAGACAGACAGAUACAGACCAGGACGGGCUGGGAGAUGAAUGUGAUGAUGACAUGGAUGGAGACGACUUGAAGAAUAUUCUCGACAAUUGCCCACGGGUCCCCAACCCAGACCAGAGGGACAGAGACCAUGACGGGGUGGGGGAUGCCUGUGACAGCUGUCCUGAUAUGGCCAAUCCUAACCAGUCGGACUCAGACGACGACCUGAUUGGAGAUAGCUGUGACGACAACAUAGACAGUGACGGGGACGGACACCAGAACACAAAUGACAACUGUCCCACAGUUAUCAACUCCUCUCAGCUGGACACUGACAAGGAUGGAAAGGGAGAUGAAUGUGACGAUGACGAUGAUAAUGACGGCGUACUGGACAACGAAGACAACUGCAGACUAGUUCCCAACCCAGAUCAACAGGACUCUGACAACAACAAUGUUGGAGACGCAUGCGAAGGGGACUUUGACAAAGACAAUGUCAUCGACAUCAUCGACCUCUGCCCAGAGAACGCUGAGGUCACGCUCACCGACUUCAGAGCCUAUCAGACGGUCGUGCUGGACCCAGAGGGCGACUCCCAGAUUGACCCCAACUGGAUGGUUCUCAACCAGGGCAUGGAGAUAGUGCAGACCAUGAACUCUGACCCUGGACUUGCUGUAGGCUACCAAGCGUUCAGCGGGGUCGACUUCGAGGGAACGUUCCACGUGAACACGGUGACAGACGACGACUACACAGGCUUCAUCUUCGGCUACCAGGACUCCUCCUCGUUCUACGUGGUGAUGUGGAAACAGACAGAACAAACCUACUGGCAGGCUGCGCCCUUCAGGGCUGUUGCAGAGCCGGGAAUACAGCUCAAGAUGGUGAAGUCGGAGACAGGCCCAGGUGAGCAUCUGAGGAACUCCCUCUGGCACACAGGGGACACCACCGGGCAGGUCCGUCUCCUGUGGAAAGACCCAAGGAACGUUGGCUGGAAGGACAAGGUUUCCUACCGCUGGUUCCUCCAGCACCGACCACAGGUUGGAUACAUCAGGGCUCGUUUCUUUGAGGGUUCAGACCUGGUGGCUGACACAGGCGUGAUAAUUGACACCAGUAUGAGAGGGGGACGACUGGGAGUGUUCUGCUUCUCUCAGGAAAACAUCAUCUGGUCCAAUUUGAAAUAUCGUUGCAACGACACAAUUCCUGCCGACUACCAGGAUGUCAGUGCCUAGGGCACAGAGUGAAGCCAGAGAGGGAAGUGAUCCUUCAGGGAGACGACUGGAGCGCUGCUGAGAACAAGGAUUAAAGAAGCAGAGCUGCACGGCCGAGAGCAAAGAGUUAGAGACCAUGAGCUGAAACUGAAUGAUGAAUUUGGGAACAUGCUGUAGUCGUGAUUUUGUGUCGUUAGAGUGAUGGUCUUCACGUGAGGCAUUAUAUACUUAUCUUUAAGUUAGUGUGAUGUAACUGAAGCCAGUAUAUUCUUGUAUAAAUACAGGUUCUGUAUAUGUCUUUGCAAUAUCACCUUCAGUUUUAUCAGCAUUUUAUGAAAACUGUAUGAAAAGAGGCAAUACUGUGUUUGGAUGAAAAUACAAUAAAAUGCAGCAAUUCACAAAAAUCAA
Molecule: messenger RNA, 3546 nt
Organism: Hippoglossus stenolepis (Pacific halibut)
Lineage: Eukaryota; Metazoa; Chordata; Actinopteri; Pleuronectiformes; Pleuronectidae
Gene: thbs4a
Product: thrombospondin 4a
Exons: 22
Coding region: 211-3159 (982 amino acids)
Biological process (GO): cell adhesion
Cellular component (GO): extracellular region
Molecular function (GO): calcium ion binding
Source: RefSeq, a predicted model, not a curated record